AUGAGUAAAAGUUCAAGUGAACAACCAUCGAAGACUGAUAAUUCAUCAGUUCUGGCGACAGGGCCUCCAGUCAUUGAGAAACUGGCGUCAGGUUCUACCAUAUUAGUCGGUGUGCACAAGGUUGAAGUGAUCGAGUAUAUUGCAGAAGGAGGAUUUGCACAUAUUUAUAAGGUUAAAUUUAUUGAAUACAGCAAUGAAUUAGAUAGACGUGACAGGGUAUUACGCAGAGGUGAUAUAGCGUGUUUAAAGAGAGUGAUAGUAAGUGAUGAAAAUGGACUUAAUGAAUUGCGCACUGAGGUUGAAGUGAUGAAGAAGUUAAAGGGAUGUAAUAAUGUUGUCCAGUAUUACGACUCAAAUGCAACCCGACAAGCUGAUGGCUCACCAAGAUUUGAGGUUCUGCUGUUGAUGGAAUUGUGUCCUAACGGUUCAUUGUUGGACUAUAUGAACCGGCGCCUAGCUACGAAAUUAACUGAAGGAGAGGUUUUGAAAAUCAUGCAUGAUAUCGCCAUGGGGCUUUCCCAAAUGCACUAUUUGCGCGCGCCAUUGAUUCAUAGAGAUAUAAAGAUUGAAAAUGUACUCGUUGAUGCUAAUAAUAACUUCAAGCUUUGUGACUUCGGUUCCACUUCAGCGUGUCUGCCAGUUGUUAGCAGUCAUCAAGAGAUCGCUGUUUUGACAAACAAGAUAUACAUCCAUACGACACCUCAGUAUAGGUCACCAGAGAUGAUUGAUCUUUAUAGAUGUCUUCCAAUUAACGAGAAAUCAGAUAUUUGGGCUUUGGGUAUUUUCCUUUACAAAUUACUAUUUUACACAACUCCUUUUGAAUUAACAGGUCAGUUUGCGAUACUACAUUCAAAGUAUGAUAUUCCUCAAAAUAACUUCUCUUCCAAGUUAAUUAACCUAAUGAUUGUAAUGUUAGCUGAGAAUCCUCAUUUGCGCCCUAACAUAUAUCAGGUUAUGUUUCAUAUCUGUUCUAUGUUGAAUUGUGAAGUACCUAUAGAAGAUAUUUAUGGACAUGGACCUUAUGACUUCGACAAGUACGCCAGAUACCAAGAAAGACUGCAGCAUCUACAGUAUGAAAUGUUGGUAACUCAGCAGAAUGUGGGUUAUGGUGACAACAUUAACAAGUUGAUUAAUUUGUUUGUUGAAAAUUUCGAAAUUGCUCCGAGGCAACCAAUCAAUCCUGGCCAAGGAACUCAAUCAAACAUUGUCCCACAGCCACCGCAAUCAAGUCUACCAGGAUAUUCGUCCACACAGCAACACGGUCAGCGGGUUGGCACUCUGCCUAAACCCGUACCUUCAAAUAUUUACAAAGGUAAUCCACAACAGCCUAGUAGCAUGGCUUCCGGAAUUAAAAAUAAAACUGCAAAUGAAUAUGAAAUAAAUUUAGGGCGCAAGAAUGCUAAUGGCACUGCUGGAGAGGAUAACUUCUUUCCUGUGCAUCCUGACACACCAAAAAAAGCUGAUCUGACAAAGGAAAGAUUACAUAUGAUGGCUAAAGGAGAUAAUGGCCAAAUCACUGCACACUCGGACAUAUCAGAUAAAUCAUUAGCACCAACAAAUACUAGGAACUCUGCUCAUAUUACCACAUCUGUGACAGUUCCUAUGGCUAAUCAAGGUGCUUCGGGACAAAAGUCGGUGAAGCAAUAUAAAAGUAAUAAUCCAUUCCCAAAAAUGGAUAAAGACGAGUUUAAUGCUGAUAUUUUUAACAGUAAUCCCAUGGAAGAUCCGUUCUUUAGGGGGAAUCGGACGUCUCAAUUGCCUAAUAAAAUCCCAGAUAUUCGGGUCCAUCAGCUUCCAACUGUAAAUCCAAAACCUCCUGUUAGCUCCGUUCCCCUACCUCCUCCAAUCAUAAACAUGGCUAUGCAGCAGCCAAACCUUCCAAUGUCUAACAUUUCAGCACAGCAAUUCCUAGAUUUGCAAGGGGAUCCUAAAACCUUAUCUCAAGCAUCCUACCAAUCUUACUACCAUAAUAAUAACAUGAAUGGUAAUCAGAAUAUGGGAUUUCCCGUUUACCCAUAUCAUAUGGAUCCUCGAUAUUUGGACCCUCCAUCAGCAGUAAUGGCCAAUCAGAAUAUUGCAUCGGCUAGCUAUGCCUCUCCAGAAACGCCAAGUGAUAGUGAACCGCCAUUGCUUACACUGUCGACUUCAGAAAAAGCUGCAGAUAUUGGUUUGGAUUUGACUUAUAAUCAGGUUAACCUCUCACGAAAUGGAAGCCUGAGUGGGAACGAUGAUCGAGAAGAAACUGGUUCCGAUAACCAGAGCAUUGUAUUGACAAGUGAAAGUAUAACUUUAGACUUGUCACAUAAGGAUGAACAGCUAGCUGGCUCUACAGUACAACAUCAUAGAAGCUCUUCACUUCAGAAUACACUUCAGUCCUCUAAACACGAUGAAGAGCAUGUGCUGCCUAGCGUUCGCAAUACUCGGCCAUCUCUAGACUUGAACUUCCAGGAAAUUGAUCUAUCUUCUUCCUCAUCUCCUACACAAUACAAUGUCCCAUUUUCAAAACACCAAAAUCAUCAGUACAUUAAUAAUAACCAAAACAAUGCCAAUGCUUCCGUUAGCGAUAACGCUGGUUCCCAUAAGCAAUCUACCUCAGGCAAGAAAUCUACCACGGACUCAGAGCUUAUAAAGACUUCUAAACGAGAACUGUCUUCCUCACCUCCUAGAAGGCGGUCUAUCUUUGGCGUUUUUAAGACAUGA
Molecule: messenger RNA, 2700 nt
Organism: Eremothecium sinecaudum
Lineage: Eukaryota; Fungi; Ascomycota; Saccharomycetes; Saccharomycetales; Saccharomycetaceae
Gene: AKL1
Product: serine/threonine protein kinase AKL1
Exons: 1
Coding region: 1-2700 (899 amino acids)
Biological process (GO): actin cortical patch assembly; peptidyl-threonine phosphorylation; protein autophosphorylation
Cellular component (GO): cytoplasm
Molecular function (GO): ATP binding; protein serine/threonine kinase activity
Source: RefSeq, a predicted model, not a curated record